AUGCCAGUCGUUCUUCAACCAGAGACGUCACAGGUGGACGGUCCUCUUCAGCUUUCACCUACCUCGUUGCUGGGCGGAGUAGCCCUCGCUAGAACUCUGGACGCGAUUGACGAACACUUCUUAUUCGUACAGCAAAACUUCUUGUUCAUGCGCCCACACGGGCCUUUUAACCAAUAUAACAAGAACUUUGAGUACUUCACUCGAACAAGGAACGAGUCUGGAAGGAAAUUUACAAUCGCGUCCCCUUGGAAUGAUGGAGGGUUCCUCGCGUUCGAAAUAGGUGAACAGCAGACGCCUUCGGACUGGUCCGACGAGGAAAUGGUAAAUGCCGACAAUAUGGCCUCACCAAUAGACAUUUUACGGGCUAGUAUACAGGCUAGGAGACAGGCUAGGAGACAGGCUAGGAGACUAGCCAGCCAUUCCAAAGAGAGCUUCUAUGAUCCUCCUCGUGGAUGGGUUGAUCGCAUUCCGGCCCGCAGUGACAAUCGUCCACCACCCCGUCACGCACGUCGGUUCAAUGUCGAUUCGAUUAUCUCUACCCAAGGCCAAGCGAAUAGAGUCGAUGAAAGCAACCCGUCUCCGUGGAGGCUAGUUCUUCCUCGGGAAACUAGGGCUGAGGCCCUUGCUGAGGCCAUCCUGUAUUUCAUAAGUUACCGCGUGAGAGAUGCUGGGCUAGAGCCAACAGUAAAGGAUGCCGCGGCGUAUUCACAGCUCGACAUCAUGUUGGAUGACAACAUCAUACGCGAGUAUGUGAUAGAUGAUAGUGGUACAGAUGAUAGCACGUCACCUGUUUCCGAUGGGACUAUCGACGCCCCGAGACACAUGCGGCCAUGGGAAGAGUCGUAUAUAUAA
Daldinia vernicosa is the source of this 852-nucleotide messenger RNA. RefSeq lists its product as uncharacterized. Bases 1 to 852 code for a protein of 283 amino acids. The record is from RefSeq and is a predicted model, not a curated record. NCBI's taxonomy places the organism in Eukaryota, Fungi, Ascomycota, Sordariomycetes, Xylariales, Hypoxylaceae. The transcript has 3 exons.